AUCGAUCCCUUAUUAAGAAAUUUCCUUUUUGAAAUACCUACAAUUAUAUCCACUUAUUAGCCUCGAGUUCUGUAGCCUAUCGGCUAUAGCAUUUCAAAUUUUCAUCUCAAUUUAAAAUUAUUACCAUUCGAUUUGGAGAUGUUUCGUUGCCGCCAAAUUCACUGAAAAAUUCUCGCUCACUUUUAUAUACGACUCAAAAGAGCCCAAUUUUCCAAUCCCAAAAAUCCAUGGCGCCAACUUUUUGGCGCCAAGUCCUCCCGCCAAGGUUCCCCGCGCCACCUACUGCUCUCUGUUUAUAACCCAAACGACUAACAAGAAAACCACCAACCAUUCGUUGAAAUUUCCCCAAGAAAAUCAGCCCACCCUCAUACUAGCUGUUAGCCUAAUUGAUCAUGGUAGUCUCUUUAGGUCCCGGCAAGUUCUAUGGUAGUAGCCUCCCUCGCCCUCGUAUCUACACCGACGUAAAGCUGAAUCCACAUAGGGUGGAUCCACCUGUGCCCGUCAUGGACCCCUUGCUCUCCUGGGCAGAGGAGGCUCAUUGGUCUAUGGGUGGUCUUAGCUUCAAGCGUCUCCGCCUUCAAGGCCGCAUCGAGGGCAAUGUCAACAAGCUCCGUAAGCACCGCGAGAAACUAGCAAAGUUACAAGUCAGUAAUAGCCCCAAAGUCUCAAGAGGUCCACUACCAGGUGGGGUUAAAGCUAAGAACGAGAACAACAGGAAGAGGGUUGGCUCUGAUUCUCCGCCUCCGGCUCCUAUGGUGACAAAAAGAAGGAGAUUUAUGGAUUUGUUUGACGAGGAUAGUGAAGAGGAAGAACAACAGGUUACGGAGAAGGUGGAGGCUUCUGGUAAGAAGAAGCCGGUGAGAAAGCUUGUGGGAGACUUCGAAAAGGUAGCUAAGGAGAAUGAUGUGAAUAAGAUUGGAAAGACUAGUGAUGCGGUCAGGGUAAGUACAAGGAGAAGGGGGUUGGAGAAAGGCGGUACCGGUGGUGUGGGUGAUGCGGUGAUGAAGGUGGUUGAGGAGUUGAAUAGAGAGGAUUUUGGGGUGAAGAAAUUGAAGGGUGGAAAGAAGGGCAAAAGUGAUGGGGAGAAUGGGUCCAGUUCUGGGAAUGGUGUUAGGACUUCGCCAAGAUUGGCAAAACAAAGGUCAAAAUUAGAUCUGUGAUUAUGAUGUAUGUUAAGGUUGAUCCUGAUAUAAUCAUAUAGCCUAGUUCUAGUUUUCUUCUUUUUGUUUUUUCCAGUUUCCUUGUUUCAGAAAUUGAUGUUCAUGAGAACACAAGGGAUUAGUUUUUCUUGAAUGUAUUUUUCAUAAUACUCUAGCUAAAUUUUAUUAAUACAGUUUGCCUUGCUAAA
Hevea brasiliensis (rubber tree) is the source of this 1348-nucleotide messenger RNA. RefSeq lists its product as uncharacterized. NCBI's taxonomy places the organism in Eukaryota, Viridiplantae, Streptophyta, Magnoliopsida, Malpighiales, Euphorbiaceae. The coding region runs from base 393 to 1160 and encodes 255 amino acids. The record is from RefSeq and is a predicted model, not a curated record. The transcript has a single exon.